Molecule: messenger RNA, 3162 nt
Organism: Nasonia vitripennis (jewel wasp)
Lineage: Eukaryota; Metazoa; Arthropoda; Insecta; Hymenoptera; Pteromalidae
Product: ADAM metallopeptidase with thrombospondin type 1 motif-like
Exons: 20
Coding region: 1-3162 (1053 amino acids)
Biological process (GO): proteolysis; extracellular matrix organization
Cellular component (GO): extracellular matrix
Molecular function (GO): metalloendopeptidase activity
Source: RefSeq, marked inferred
AUGAAAAUUAGAGAUUUAGAAUUUACAGAAACUCUUUUGGUUAUCGGUGAUAAGUUAGACGAUUAUCAGCGCAACCCGAACGAUAUUUACAAUGGUCGAUACACGAGAGACAUUAAAGAUGCCGAGCUUUUGAUACCCCGCCACGUUCACGAGAAUGGAGCACUCAAUACCUAUCAGUUACCCAAAUUUUAUCAACGGGAAAAGUUAGAAAAAGAGAGAAGACGACGGGAAAACACUCUACUGCACCUAGUGCUACCAUUUAACGGCGCUGAUAACCACGUGGAACUCAAGCCGUACCAUGAUUUCAUAUCACCGGAUAUGGUCAUUGAAACGCGAUCACUGGAUUCCGAAUCUUCUCGGUUUAACGAAAGCAAUCUACACUUUAAGUGGCCCAGUGAUAAUCAGUGUCACUACAGGGGUGCUCUGCGAGGACAUGCGAACUCCCGAGCUACCCUGUCGCUCUGCGAGGGGGUAGUAGGAUAUGUAAAUACUGAUCACGGAAGAUAUUACAUCGAACCUUUGGAUGGAGACCUACCCGAUGACGAUGGUCAACAUAUUCAUCUAAUUUACAAAAAGGAAAUAUCGCAUGAGAAUAUGGCUCACGCCAAUAAAGCGCCUUUCUGCGGAGUGAAUGACGACUGGGAAAGUGCGUGGUCUGAACAAUUGGCUCGACGACCAAGAAACGAAGCUGAGAGCAGUAGUUCAGUUAUACCGAUAAAUGAAAAACGGGCAUCUUCGAGUACCCAUAGCAUUCAUCGCUACAUCGAGGUUGCACUCGUAGCCGAUCGGCGAUUCCUCGACUUCCAUAAAGGUACCAAUUACGAGCAGUAUUUACUCACCGUGAUGAAUAUGGUAUCGGAUUAUUAUCACGACGCCAGUGUUGGCAAUCAGAUCGACGUUAUCGUAGUUCGCAUCGUUUAUCUGGAAAAGGAGAAGAACGAGAUAGACCUGCAGAUAAGUCCCGACGCCGAGAAAACGUUGGAGAGUUUUGCUAAAUGGAUCGAAAAACUCAAUCCAACCGACACGCAACAUCCUAACCAUUUCGACAUAGGUGCCCUUGUUACAAGACACGACAUCUGCGCAGAGGGUAACAAUUGUAAUCUUUUGGGACUAGCUUUCGUAGCUGCUGCUUGCGAAAGAAAAAAGGCAGCUUGCAUAAACGAGGAUUCGGGGCUUUUACUGGGAAUCGUCAUUGCUCACGAAAUCGGACAUACAUUAGGCUGUUCUCACGACACCGAAGAAAUCAGUGGAUGUCCCUCCACUGAUAAGGACGAAAGUUACUUCGUGAUGUCGCCUAUCGUCUUUAUAUACACUAUCAGAUGGUCACCGUGUAGCAGGAAAUUUAUUACCUCUUUUCUCGAAAGUGGCCUCGGAGAAUGUCUGAUUAAUAAUCCGAAAAAUCCUCCCGAUAAGUACAAAUUUCCCAAUAUGUUGCCUGGCGCGAUGUACGAUGCGGAUUUUCAGUGUAAACUCAAUUACCCCGGCUCAACGCCCUGUGAAUCCGAUCCAGAUGAAGAUCUCUGCGAAGAGCUUUGGUGCAACAUAGGCGGAGACAAUUGUAAAUCCAAAGGCGCCCCACCCGCUGAUGGCACGAAGUGUGCUGAGAACAAGUGGUGCAUUCAUAAGAAAUGCGUCGAAAUGGGCUCACGCGGCGACGUAGUAAACGGCGAAUGGGGCAAUUGGGGAAAGCUGGGCGAGUGUUCGCGCACAUGCGGCGGUGGCAUCAAGUUCGCCGAGCGCGAGUGCAACAAUCCGGCGCCGAAGAACGGCGGAAGAUAUUGCACAGGGGAGAGGAAAAAAUUCGAUACCUGCAAUACCAAACCUUGCGACUCGUCCAAGCCAUCCUUUCGAGCUGUCCAGUGCAGCGAGUACGACAAGAAAACCGACGUUACUGGCGGAGCCCACAAGUGGCAACCCUUUUCGCGCGCGGAUCUCGACGCCUGUGCUCUCUACUGCAUAAACGAGAAGCGCAGCUUUAUGAAGCUCGGUCCCACGACGAAAGACGGAACGCCUUGCAAGACCGGCACGUACAACAUGUGCAUAAGCGGCGUGUGCAGGAAAGUCGGCUGCGACUGGGUCAUCGAUUCGGACGCGGUUGAAGAUGUUUGCGGUGUCUGCAAGGGCGGCGGUGAUAAGUGCACGAGAAUCGAAGGAGAUUACACGGAAAAAGCGAAAAACUCCGGAUAUUCGAGAAUCGUAGUCGUACCGAAAGGCAGCAGGAAUAUUCGCGCUUACGAAAUGAAGGAACACGACAACACACUCGCUGUCAAGCUAGCUAAGAAAAAUAGCUACUGUCUUAAUGGCAAUUUAGUUGAGGAGAAAAGCGGCGACUAUCAUUGUGCGGGUUCUUCCAUAAACUACAAGCACGUUAAACCGAAUUUGGAAGAGAUCGAAAUCAGAGGGCCGAUAACGGAAGACAUUGAAAUUCAAUAUGUCUUCUACGCAGCGGAUAAUCCCGGAGUCCAUUACGAAUAUUACGCGGACUCGCCAAACAAAUCGCACAAGCCGAAAUAUUCGUGGGAGUACUUGGAAUGGAGUGACUGCGAUGCGAAGUGUGGCGGUGGAACGAAGAUUUCUGAAGCUUCCUGCGUGGAAGAGAAAGCGGGCAAAGUAACGGCCGAAUAUUGUAAUGGGAUCAAGCAACCACCUCCCAAAAGUCAAACGUGCAACGAAGCGCCUUGUUCUCCCAAGUGGCGCGUAAGCCAGUGGAGCCGUUGCAGCAGCUGCGGAGGCAAAGUCGGCGAGAUGCGCCGGAAGAUACAGUGCGUCCGUCCUGGACCUCACGUCGGCGAUGACUACGUGCAGACGAAUUUCGACGCUUGUCCAGCGAAACCUCCAACGCAGACGAAGGUUUGCUAUGGCACUGAGCCCUGUCGCAAACCUUGUCCGCCGAGAAACGUUAGGAAUACCUACGCCUUAUCGUCAUCUCAGGACGUGUCGAAUAAAGACAACGAAAUGGAAAUUAGCGAUUGUCUUGAAAACGACGGUACCAUUAGCGACUUUACUACUCCGAUGCCGGGUAGCGUCGUUGUCGACUCAGCGACGGAGAACCUCGACUCGCGUAUGCCAGCUGCCAAUUUUUAUCAUAGAAGUCGAAAUGUCGGUUGCAAUUUACCGUGUAUGCAGAAGAAAAAGUAUGGUCGACGAGUCCCAUUCGAAUAG